This is a messenger RNA of Paramecium octaurelia, 1032 nucleotides long. Lineage: Eukaryota; Ciliophora; Oligohymenophorea; Peniculida; Parameciidae. The record is from the annotation of a GenBank genome assembly.
AUGGAAUACUUUAAUAUUGAAUUAAAAUUGUGUACAAUUUAUUAAAUUGUAAUAUAAUGCCACUGGUUCAUAUAGCUAAGAAGAAAAAACACGGAAGGUGGAUUCAUUUUCCAAAAAGAUUACAAAAAUGAAAAGGUUAGCGUAGUUGAAUAUCCUCUACAAGCGAAAUUGAUCACUUUUGUAGGAGAAUAUAAUGAUGGUUUAAGGCAGGGUAGCUGGAGAAUUAAAAAGGAUUAACAUAAUGUAAAUCAUUUAAUAAAAUAAAGUAAAAAGAGGAGGAGGCAAAUAUAAUUCAAAGGUCUACAGAAUGGAAGUUGGAUUGAAAAAUGGAACUUUAAAAUGUAAAAAUGAUUCAAAGGUAAUUAGGUCUUGUUUGUUAUCUAAAGGGGAGAAUAUAAAAAUGGAAUCAGAUAAGGAAACAGAUGACUCUUUUCAAGAAAAACUUAGGCGAAAAAAAAUUAGAAAAAAUGUAUUUCAUCUAAUUAGAUAAUUAAAGAAUGAAGCAUGGAGAAUGGAUUAGCUCGCAUGAUAAUCAUAUUUAUAGCUAUUGUUAAGUUUUUACAUGUUAGAUACUAACAACAAGAAAUAAAAUAAGGGACAUGGAACUUCCAAACUAUCAAUUAAUAAAAAAGCAAGAUAUUCCCUCUUUUUCGCUUUAGUCUAAGAAUAAUUUUUACACAAUAUUAUAGUUUAUGUAAAUUAAUUUAGAGCUGGUUGUAACUAAAAAUAUGGAAUCAAAAUAGGAAAAUGGGUGGAAUUAGAUGAGUUCUAUCAUUAUAAAUUCUAAAUAUUAUAUGAAGGAGAAUACACAAAUGACAUAAAGUAAGGAAAAUGGGAAAUGAUGAAGCAUCAUAAUUAAAAUUUGAAGAGACUGUAAUUCACUUUAAAAGUAUUAGAGGUGGAGGUUGGUUUAUAUAGAAUGGAUUAAAAAACCAUAGAUGGAUUGAACCGGAUUUAAAGGAUAAAUUCUGGUUAAGAUUUGUUGAAUAUUAAAAUGGAAAAGAUAUAGUACUCAUUAUUUUAUUUAAUUGA